AUGGGACUCCCAGAGAGCAGCACAGUGGCAGCGUCCCCGCAGCCACGGCAAGGGUCGUUUGGAGUGGUGUCUACCCCGCCGCGGACAGGCAGCGGUUCUCAGCACCAGAUGAGGCUGGAGACGACAAGUCGCGACGGGGCGCUGGCAAACGGCGUGCUGCUAGGCAGCCUCACAGAGUACAGGCCGGUAUCUGCAGUCGCCCACGCGAACUCGACUGCGGCAGGGCAGACGUCCACCGGAGCCAGCCCCGCAGUGCCUUACCCCUCCGCCUCCGCUGUCCCCGCGCUACGCACCAGUGGCAGCCGCGACCACAGCGCCGGCUACCCACUGGAGGCUCUGUCACUGUCCACGCUGGGAAGUUCACCGACACUCUUCGAGCGCAACACACCCGGGGCUCGUCAGAGCGGCGUGCGAGGCAGCGGUGCGCCGCCUCUGGCGCCGUUCCAGCAGCGCACCUCACUCGACGCCGGCCCGCAGGGUGGCAACGUCAUCGCCUCCCAGGACCUUCGUGGUGGCAAACACUCGAUAGCGGUGCUGAAGGUGACGCCCGGUGGUAGGACGCAGGAGUGCCCGCGACCACCGACAUCCGACUCCACGGUCCAAGCGGGCGGCGGCUGGAGCACGCCGGGAACGCAUGCGGCACCGGUGCAGCCCCCGCGCAGGGCAUCCUUCAACCAGGUAGGCAGCACCAGCCGGCUUGGCUCAGCCAGCGCAGGCGUGCAGGUGGAAAAAAAAGCCCCCAUCAAUGAGACCUCCUUGUCAACCGUGUCCAGGGCCCACAUGGCGAUGCCGCAGGCUGUGGCCGCUGCCGAGCUCCGUCAGCGGCCGCCGCGACGCAGCUCCGCCUCCGCCAGCGCGGCUAUUGUCCAGCCAGCGCCCUGUAUAGCAACCACCACGGUUGCGGCCAAGUCGACUCAGUCCACGGCUUUUCCUAUGCCGUCCUCGACGACGACCUCGUCGCCGGCCGCCUCCACGCAACACACCGGCUCUCGGCUGUCGCGGCAGUCAUCGCGCGGGGCCCCUCGUAGCACGCGCAGCCCUGAACGGUCAGCGAUCGCGUUGACAGCAGUGAGUAACGAUGCCGCUCCGCAUCAUCGCCCCUCGUGCAACGGCGCGGUGCGCGAGGCCGGGGAGCCGCUCCUCAUCAGGCCCUCCACCCUGCAGGUGUCGACGACCACUUUCACGAAGACAACGAAGAAGGUGCGGUACCUGCUGCCGGACGAGUCCUUUGACCCCGACGCACCAGACCCGUCCGACAUUGGCGGCCUGAAGGCAGAGGAAGAGGCAGCGCUGCUGGACCCGGUGAACUACACCUGCGCCGUGGAUGAGGUGGCUGGCCGCUACCCGAUGCUGCUGCGCCGACCGAGCGCGCAGGGCGGUGAUGUGCUGCGCGGACGCCGCGGCUCCGCAAGCAGCCGGCUUGGCGAUGGUGCGCCGCACCCAACGUUUCUCCUCGAUGACGGCAACCGCUGGGCGCGCGCGACGAACCGGCCUACCGUGGCGACGACGCGCGACCCGUCCGGGACAGCGACGACAACACUGCCUGCCCCGCGUAUCCUGCAGAGGACCAGUGUGGCAGGCAAAACUUCGGCCCCCGACACGAACAGGGAUCCCUUCCCCGCCCACCAACGUGUCGCAGCUGGCGGCCGCACGGCGCAGGCGUCCAAUGGGGAGGAGGCGGGUGGCCACUUGCUCCAGCGCCACGUCCAGCAGAUAGCAACCGGAAAGCAGCUCGUCAAGGGCACUGUCUUUCAGCCGCCUUCGAUGGGGAAGCGGCAUGUUGAGCGGUGCCGGCGAGAGCAAGACGACGAUCGCAUGCACCCAGCUGCCGCUGCGCAACCCGCUCACAAGGACAAGGGCAGCAGUGCAGGUGCCCUCCCACCGCAGCCGCAGCGCCGGCGGAGCGGCAACCUGGAAAGUCUCUAUGAUGAGAUACUGCGGCGAUCGCAGCAGAACCGCCGCACCACCUUGCCCACCACCAUCCCGCCGGCCGCUGUCCCACCGCAGGCGCUGCCUCUCCAACCACCAGGGGCGGCAGCAAGAGCAGCCCUACCGACCACAGAGCGUCGCAGCUGUCGGCCGCACCUGUCCUCUGCGGAGCCGGCACCUCCCCAGCGUGGCUCCGGUGUUAACCCUGGCGUCGCGCUCCGCCUGCCCCACGCCGCGCCACAGCCGUGGUCGUCCUCGCAGCCGUGCAUCCCCAUCUCCUAUGAGCACGAGAUGCCAAGCGACAGCGAGGUGAGCAGUCGCCAUGGGUACCGCACACCCCUCAUGUACCCAGCGCCGCAGCGCGAACAGCAGGCCCCAACACCGCUGGCCAGGGCAGGAGCCGCGGCCACUGAUGGCCCAGGGCCUCGCCUCCCCAACUCCGUUCCUCACCCUCGCCCCUGUGUUCCACAGCCGCAACAGCAGCAGCAGCAAUGCCCUUCCCCACACGCAAGGCCAAGCCACGGUGUAGCGGCGGCGGCGGCGUUGAACACCGGUAGUCCCAUGCGUGGGUACACGUCUGCCCGCUUUAGCAAGUACACGAGCGCCGUCCUCGCACCGCCAUCGCCACUGGCGAGAGAGCUGGAGCACGUUUACUGUAGCAGCGACGGAAAGCCGUGCGACGACGUCUCCGGCUCACAGGCGCCUACUCCUCCGCCGAACUUCGAGGAGCCGCAUCCGCAGCACUACCAGCAUCCACUCACCUCGUCUUCCUACGGCAGCAGCGCCUAUGGGCACGAUGAGGCAGACGACGAGGGGUCCAAUGCUGCAUCGUUCGACUCGCACUACCCUUCUGACGGCAACGACGCGUACGACGACGAUGCUGCGGCGGCUGACGAGGCAUACGCCGCUGGCACACACACGCCGAGUGCCACAGUGACCGCUUCCGGUAGGAACAGCACCGGGGCGCUGGAGCGCCGCCGACUGCCGGAGCAGCACAGCUAUGCCACGCACAUGCACGAAGCGCUACAGAUGAGCAACGCUACCGGCCUGUCGCCUCAGCAACGAAGUUGCGCGCGGCAGCACGCAGAAGAGCGCCCCUCGCAGCGCACGUCAGCCGUGCACACAGAGAACCUGCGGGCUGAGGGGAUGGAGCGGCCGCACGACGAAGGCCGCUCUUAUCACCGCACGCAGGGCUCGGCGGCGCCGCCGCCCCAUCCACCUCCAACCACCUCCGCUGCCGCAUCCUCCUCCACGGCACAGCGCACGGCAGCAGGCGCUUCGGGCCAUUUGUGUUAUGGCAACAGUAGCAGCAACGUAGGCCACUCAACGACACUGCAGACGCCAGCUGCGCCGGCCUCCCACGCGGCCUUCGUCCCCUCGCUGGGGGAGUGCGACGAAGCCCUCGUGAGCACCAGCUCGUGUACCACGGACACGCAGCCGGUCGCCGUGUCGGAGUGCGGCGAGGAUGAGAUGUUCAAUGACGAGGACGACGGCCUCGUGAAGAAGGGUCCCCCAGUGCUGGUCCUCGGCGACGAGGUGUUCGCACCGGAGGGCUACGAGUACGUGAAAGAGGGUGACGAGGACGCCGAGCAGUAUGAUACAGAGAGCGAGGGCAGCAGGGGUCACCACCAGGAGCUCGAGGAGGCGCACUGA
Messenger RNA from Leishmania mexicana MHOM/GT/2001/U1103, 3582 nucleotides. RefSeq lists its product as hypothetical. The transcript has a single exon. NCBI's taxonomy places the organism in Eukaryota, Euglenozoa, Kinetoplastea, Trypanosomatida, Trypanosomatidae. The record is from RefSeq and is a predicted model, not a curated record. The coding region runs from base 1 to 3582 and encodes 1193 amino acids.